AUGAAUAGAAUCGUGACUGUGGAAGUCUUAAAGAAAAGGAACGUGAAUGUGGCAGAUCCGAAUUGUUGUUUGUGCGGUGAAAUUGACGAGACAAAGGAACAUCUUUUCUGUGCUUGUUCGAUUGCGUCUUUGUUGUGGAAUCGUAUCAGUGCCUGGUGUAAGAUUCCAAAUAUUUUCGUAUUCUCGUUUAGAGAUUUGCUGGAAAUCCACGAUCACGUCGGUUUAAGUGGAAUUAAAAAAGAGGCGUUGAAACGUAUUAUUCGAAUAUGGUGCUGGAAUAUUUGGAGAGCUAGAAACGGGCCGAAGUUCAACAACAUAGCGGUCAAAGUGAAGAAAAUUAUUAGUGAGGUUAAAUCGGUUGGGUUUCUUUGGUACAAUGUUAGAUCGAAAAAUAGUAAUGUCUCGUGGGAAGAUUGA
Molecule: messenger RNA, 417 nt
Organism: Helianthus annuus (common sunflower)
Lineage: Eukaryota; Viridiplantae; Streptophyta; Magnoliopsida; Asterales; Asteraceae
Exons: 1
Coding region: 1-417 (138 amino acids)
Source: RefSeq, a predicted model, not a curated record